This is a messenger RNA of Drosophila bipectinata, 866 nucleotides long. It is a transcript of the gene Jon44E, whose product is annotated as Jonah 44E. Gene Ontology annotation, biological process: proteolysis. The record is from RefSeq and is a predicted model, not a curated record. NCBI's taxonomy places the organism in Eukaryota, Metazoa, Arthropoda, Insecta, Diptera, Drosophilidae. Gene Ontology annotation, molecular function: serine-type endopeptidase activity.
AACAUGAAGUUGAUUGUGUUCUUCGCCCUUGUGGCAGUGGCAGCUGCCAAUGUUGUGCCCGCCGAGCAGCCCAAGGCUGUGCCCGUUAAGGAUAUGCCCUUUCCCGGCAAGAUAGAGGGACGUAUCACCAAUGGAUAUCCCGCAUACGAGGGCAAGGUGCCCUACAUCGUGGGCCUGAGCUUCAACGACGGCGGCUACUGGUGCAGCGGAUCCAUCAUUGGCAACACCUGGAUCCUGACCGCCGGCCAUUGCAUCAACUCCGCCAACCAUGUCCUGAUCUACUACGGAGCCAGCUUCCGUCACGAGGCCCAGUUCACCCACUGGGUUAGCCGCAGCGACAUGAUCGUCCAUCCCGACUGGAAUGACUACCUGAACAACGACAUCGCCCUGAUCCGUACCCCCCACGUGGACUUCUGGUCCUUGGUGAACAAGGUGGAGCUGCCCAGCUACAAUGACCGCUACAACAGCUACGCCGGCUGGUGGGUCCUCGUCUCCGGCUGGGGCCGCACUGACAACGACAGUGGCAUGUCCAACUACCUGAACUGUGUCGAUGUCCAGGUGAUGGAACACAACGAUUGUCUCAACUACUUUGGAGGCAACUAUGUCGUCGACAACACCAUCUGCAUCAACUCCGAGGGUGGACGGUCCUCCUGCAAUGGAGACUCUGGUGGUCCCAUGGUCACUCACGAUGGCAACCGCAUCAUUGGUAUUGUUUCCUUUGGCAGCUGGGAGGGUUGUACCGCCAGCAAGCCAGCUGGUUUCACUCGUGUCACUGGAUACUUGGACUGGAUCCGCGACCACACUGGAAUUUCCUACUAAAUAUUUUCAAAGAAAUAAAGUUUUUAAAAGAGCAGCCUGAUUAAAAA